Molecule: messenger RNA, 947 nt
Organism: Theileria equi strain WA
Lineage: Eukaryota; Apicomplexa; Aconoidasida; Piroplasmida; Theileriidae
Exons: 5
Coding region: 163-936 (257 amino acids)
Cellular component (GO): nucleus
Molecular function (GO): histone binding
Source: RefSeq, a predicted model, not a curated record
CGGUCACUUUUAGUUCGGCUAUAGACGUCUUUCUUUUUUUAAUUUUCGACUAUUUAGGCUAUAGAUUUUUCUAUACCCACUUGGUUUGCAAUUUAGGCGUUUUUAGAGCCUCUUCGCUUUUGAUCUCAUUUCCCUUUUCGGUUUUUGCCACUUUUAAGAAAGAUGGAUGCUGCUUUGGAGGCCCAGUUGAAGACUUUGAAGAAGGAGUUGGGUGCUGAUGAUGAUUCCGUAUUUUUAAAGGUCAAGGAGCUCAUCCUUGAUGGAUCAUCGAUCAAGUCCAUCAGCAUCGAGGAGGGUGAGAAGCUGGAAAAGUUCAAGAAUUUGACCAAACUUUCACUCAACGGGACUGGAUUGACCUCUUUGACAAACUUUCCAGAGCUUCCAAGUCUCAAGAUUUUGGAGUUGACCGAUAACUACAUUUCCGAUCCUAUUAUCUUUACCAUUAUCCCAAAACUUUUCCCAAAGCUCAAAGUUCUUCACAUUGGCGGAAACCAUCUCAAGAAUCCAAAGGAUGUCAAGUCACUCGGUGUGAUGCCGGAUUUGGUUGCUCUUGGUCUUGCAAUGAAUCCCAUGGCAAAUGAGAAGGACUACCGCGAGAUCGUUUUCGAAUCCUUGCCAAACUUGGAGAUUUUGGAUCAGGUAGAUUCCUCCGGUGUAGAGUACAACUACUCCGACGACGAAGCCUUUGACGAUGAAGAUGCUGAGGGCGAAGCCGAUGACGUUUUGAAAAAGUUUUAUGAGACUGAAUACAAGAGCGACGACGAAGACGAUGAAGAAUUUGAUCCAGAAAACCAACCUGAUGUUGAAGAUGAAGAUUUUGACGAAGACGAAGAAGAUGAGGAAGACGACGCUGAGGGCUCUACAAGCAGCAAGCGUCCCCUUGAAGAAGAUCCUUCCACCUCGUCCUCAUCAUCCUCCAAACCAAAGUUGGAGUAAUUUAUUUCCUA